ACAAGAGACACACGACUCGGCAUGCGACCCAAAUAGCUCCCAGCCACGAACGCGACGCAAUUCCAUCCCACCCAUACCGAUUCAAGCCAUGUCGCGGCUUACGGGCAGAAUGCCCAAAGGCUUGGGACAGAGCUGGACGGCUCCUGCAGCUGCCGUAGUCCGCCGCCAGACCUGCCUCGCCGUCCGCACCGUGCCAGCCCGCUUCUCGUCCACCGAAAGCAACAAGCCCAAGUCGACCGGGCCCUCCUUCAAGGGCCAGUUGACCCACAGCAUUAUGAAGCGUCUCGAACGCGAGCGGGCAGACCUCGAGCGCAUGGCCAGGACCCGGCCCGAGUCGACGAUGGCCAGAAACUUUAGCAUCACUUUCGUCAUCUUCUUUGUCGGCUCCGUCUCCUGGUUUUUGGGCUACCAGUACCCGCGCGAUGUCGACCCCAAUUCGACCUUGCCGCUGAAUGCCACGCGCCCGCCCAGCUACAAGCUCAACCCGGCCCACCUCGAGGCCGCCUGGGCCGACUUUGUCGAGAUUGUGGGCCAGGACAACGUGAGCACCGUCGAGGACGACAUCAAGCAGCACGCCACGUCGGAGUGGUCGUCGCACCAGCCCGACCCGGCCCACAAGCCCUUCUGCGUCGUCUACCCCUCGACCACGGAGCAGGUCGCCGCCCUCAUGAAGAUCUGCCACACCCGGCGCAUCCCCGUCGUCGGCUACAGCGGCGGCACCAGCCUCGAGGGCCACUACACCCCGACCCGCGGCGGCAUCUGCGUCGACUUCAGCCGCAUGAACAAGGUUCUCGCCCUGCACAAGGACGACCUCGACGUGGUCGUGCAGCCUGGCGUCGGCUGGGAGGACCUCAACGAGCAGCUGGCCGAGCACAACCUCUUCUUCCCGCCCGACCCGGGCCCCGGAGCCCAAAUCGGCGGCAUGAUCGGCACAGGAUGCAGCGGCACCAACGCCUACCGCUACGGCACCAUGCGCGAGUGGGUCCUGUCGCUGACGGUCGUCCUGGCCGACGGCACCGUCAUCAAGACGCGCCAGCGGCCGCGCAAGAGCAGCGCCGGGUACGACCUGACCAAGCUCUUCAUCGGGUCCGAGGGCACGCUCGGGCUCGUCACCGAGGCGACCCUCAAGCUGUGCGUCAAACCUGCCGCCGCAUCCGUUGCCGUCGCGAGCUUCCCCUCGAUUCGGCACGCCGCCGAUUGUGUGGCGCGCGUGGUGGGCGACGGCAUCCCCGUCGCGGCCGUCGAAGUUCUGGACGAUGACCAGAUGCGGUUUCUGAACGGCUCCGGCGGGACCUCGCGCACAUGGCGUGAGGCGCCGACGCUGUUUUUCAAGUUUACGGGAACUGCGGCGGGGGUGAAAGAACAGGUCGAGAUUGUGCGGAGGCUGGCGACGCGCGCGGGCGGGCAGAGUUUUGAGUUUGCGAGGGAUGAUGACGAACAGGCGGAGCUGUGGUCGGCUAGGAAGGAGGCGCUGUGGAGUACCAUGGCGCAGAGGCGGCCCGGCGACCAUGUCUGGACGGGGGACGUCGCGGUGCCGAUGAGCAGGCUGCCGGAUAUUAUUGAGGAGACGAAGCGGGAUUUAAAGACGUCUGGGCUGACAAGCUCGAUUGUGGGGCAUGUCGGGGAUGGGAAUUUCCAUAUUAUCCUGCUCUACAACGACGGGGAGCGCAAGCUGGCCGAGGACUGCGUCCACCGCAUGGUCAAGCGGGCGGUUGAGAUGGAGGGGACCGUGACGGGCGAGCAUGGCGUCGGGCUCGUCAAGCGCGAUUACCUGCCUCAUGAGCUGGGCGAGACGACUGUGGAUGCGAUGAGAAAGAUCAAAGCCGCCUUCGACCCGCUCUGCCUGCUCAACUGCGACAAAGUUGUGCGUGUGCAGAAGCCCAAGCGUGGGGAGGUGGCUGAGUGGUGAUAAACCGUGUCUGUAUUAUUUACCUCGCUCCUUCUUCCAUGUGUUCAAUCGUAUACCCUUCCUAUCUCAUGAGGAAUCUCACGGAGGGAUGUCCGCUGCCGAGCGUGGAUUGGGGGGUAUGCUCUGCAAGAUGCUCUAUAAGCGGCAAUGUCGUAUAUGCUCCAGGAUAUACCAACCAUUUGAGUGAUGCAAAGGUUAUGUCACGGCUCUGCUUGAGCAGUGUUGCUGCUGCUCUCCAAAGCAAGUGGCUUGCCGUGG
This is a messenger RNA of Parathielavia appendiculata, 2167 nucleotides long. RefSeq lists its product as uncharacterized. Lineage: Eukaryota; Fungi; Ascomycota; Sordariomycetes; Sordariales; Chaetomiaceae. Gene Ontology annotation, cellular component: mitochondrion. Gene Ontology annotation, biological process: lactate catabolic process. The transcript has 5 exons. Bases 89 to 1909 code for a protein of 606 amino acids. Gene Ontology annotation, molecular function: D-lactate dehydrogenase (NAD+) activity; FAD binding; D-lactate dehydrogenase (cytochrome) activity. The record is from RefSeq and is a predicted model, not a curated record.